Fomitiporia mediterranea MF3/22 is the source of this 533-nucleotide messenger RNA. RefSeq lists its product as uncharacterized. The transcript is spliced from 2 exons. The coding region runs from base 1 to 372 and encodes 123 amino acids. The record is from RefSeq and is a predicted model, not a curated record. Lineage: Eukaryota; Fungi; Basidiomycota; Agaricomycetes; Hymenochaetales; Hymenochaetaceae.
AUGUACACCUACCUCCAUGUCCGCGCCGACAGCGCUCAUGGGCGCUUCGGUGACGAGCUCACGUUUCGCAAAACAAUCCAAGGCGCACUCGCUCAGUCUUUUGGCGCGAGUGGUGCAGGGACGUACGUUGACGUACUGCGGUUUCGCUGCGCAAGAACAACGACAACGGAACAACAUCACAGCGCAGUUGUUGUCAACGGAUACGCGCAUGAGAACGACGUUGACGACGCCGUGAUCCGCGUGGCGCGUGAUGACGCCCCGAACAUCAAAGCGGCCCUCGCAGCCGCCCCAAUCCGCCUCUCAAUAGUAGACGAAUCGCAUUUCCUCCCGGCGCUGCUUGCCUCCGAACCCCUUCCCCAUCCAGAAGAUUAAAUAUCCACCACUCACCCUACUUCAUGUACUUAGAGCAUUCGAUGGGGGCUACUAGCAGGAUCCGUCCGACUCCACUCCACUCGUCUAAAGGCAUCUGACUGGAUGGAUGGAUGGAUGAUACGGAACGACUUAGAAGACGCCACGCAACUAAAAUAUUGUCC